GAUGAAAAUCUUCCAUUUCCGUUGACUUCGCUUGUAAAUGUAAUUAAAAGUUGGAUACUGUACAACACGGUGCAAGAAUUAUAACUUGGAUUAACGUUUUAUUAGUAAGCGCAACACAACGAAUUGACCGGCCUCGAUUUACUUGCACCAGACCAAGUUAAAUAUUUCCAUACGAUCCCCGUAUGUCAUGAUGUCAAGCUUCAGUUGCCUUUCGUGGAUUAUCGCUGCCCUUGUUCUGCAAAAAUGACUUGAAAGGUAUGGCGUCACCUGUUUGACGCCGUUUAUACUUAAACCCGUAAGUGCUCAUUCUAUUGCACCCGGGAAAAACCGUAGAAGACUGGCGGAGGUACCAGUCCGUUCUAGUCGCCGCCUGGUUCCACCGCUCAGUAGCCAACAUUAUAAAAAUAAAAGAAGAAUGCCGAAAGAAGAAGAAAAAAGAAAACGUUAUAAUUUACCAAAUGCAAGCUUUAAAUACAUCGUGUCUUUUACGCGAUAGCUUUCUAAGAACAGGUUGAACUCCAUAGCCCGUGGUCAUUCCUGGAUUUGUACAAUUGAGUCGGGUUGCUGCCGGCUAGAUAAUUAACGAGAUCCACAGACUACAAAGACAUCACGAAAAGGAAAUUUAAAAAAAUGAAAGGCCUUCAUUACUAAGAUUAUCGUCCCGGAAAAACCAUCGGCAAGCAUCCAGGGUUAGCGGAAAUGUUCUCACCUUUUGAGGCUGUGGCAAGUGAGCAACUGCGAAGAAAAUUUGGAAUUUGAUGUUCUGGUUGUGCGAACCCCUUUUCAACUCGGAUUGCGCCAUUUUAAGGAUGUCUUCCCGUCAUUCAACGUUACUUAAAGACGUCUUCGUCGUCGCCUCCAUCUUGAGUUUGAUGGUGACGGGUAUCCUGGCGAGUGGCGGUUCUCAUCAUUGGGGUUAUUCCGGCGAGGAUGAUCCAGCACACUGGUAUAAUUUCUACGAUUUGUGCAACGGCAACAAACAAUCGCCAAUUGACAUCGUUCCAUCCUCGGCCAAGCCUCAAAACUUCCUGCCUAUCCAUCUCGGCAAUUACGAUACAAAUGGCAAAUCAUUGACACUGAUUAAUAACGGACACACGGUGCUGCUGAGUUUGCCGAAGAAUUACGCCGAUUAUCGAAUGCCGUUCGUCAGGGAUGGUGGUCUGACUAAUCAAUUCAUCUUCGCUCAGGUGCACUUCCAUUGGGGCGCCGAAGGCGUCCGCGGCAGCGAACACACCGUCGAUAACAAACAUUACGCUGCUGAAUUGCACUUUGUCCACUACAAUAAAAAGUACGGUAGUUUGGGCAACGCCACAUCGCAUCCAGAUGGCUUGGCUGUCCUCGGAGUCUUUGUCGAGGAGUCCAAAGAGGAUAAUCCGGCUUUAGAUCCGAUCACGUCCGUUUUGGAUCACGUGGUGCACGAAGGCAACGAAUGGGUGCUGAACGAUACUUUGUCACUGCGCGACCUCCUACCGGAAUCGCUUUCCAAGUUUUACCGUUACAUGGGCUCACUGACUACACCCGGCUGCCAAGAGAUUGUCGUCUGGACAGUUUUUGCCGACCCUAUAACGGCCUCUGAACACCAGUUGGCUGAAUUCCGGCAGUUGAUUAGCGAAGACGGAGACAACCUAGUCAACAACUAUCGACCGCCACAGCCACUGAAUGGACGCACUGUUCACGUCCGAUCUGCAUCUGCUAAGAUGGCCGCUUCCCUGGUCGCCGUCCUCUUGCCAAUUGUUGCCCUUUUGGCGCUGUAGUUCCAACUAAAUGAAACACCAACCGAAUGCCAAAAGAGCGCCUGUCAUCGCAUACUAUUUUUAGUUGGUCUAUUUAAGAAAUGAAAUUACCAACUAACGAAGAAAUUGAAGAAGAGAGAAAAUAAGGUAGUUCUUUUAGUUUUUUCAAUUGAAACACCUUAAAAAUCGGCUGAGGAGGAGUUUACAGUGACCCGGAGUAGAACUCCCCCUCUAUUUCCAUCCAAACUAAAAUUCAUUGUGUCACAUAAGUUAAUCAGGUCCUCCAUAUUUUUCAAAUAAUGUUUCAAAAUAACGAGGAAAUGCGUUUCCCUUGCCUAAUGUCAUGGCCAUCGUGAAAUACUUUGGAGAAUUCGACUCUAAAGCAUUUUGUACAUAAAUAAGCGAAAUCUUUUCUCUUUGAUCGUUUUCCUUAAGCCAAUAGUGAUACUAUAGUUGGUGACCUAACAAAUAGUUGGAUAAGGAAUUCCGUGACAAGUGGAUAAGAAUUUUGUCAUCUCUUGUUAGUGAUUGAAAUUAGUAAAAUGAAACUAUAUGUAAAAAAAAAAAAUGAACAAAAAUGAUUUUUUGGUUUUUUGAGAAAUAAGAAAUUAAAGUGAAACCCUUACCGGUUAGGCUCAAGUAGAUGUGUAGACACAAUCCUUUUCACUACCCUUUCAACGCGAUCAACUUUUAAACUAACCUCUAUUACGUUAACGCGUGACGGCUCUUCCACCCAUUUCCUUUUUUGAGAGUCUGUUACAAACUGAAUUGGUUCAUUAUUGUUUCCUUGACUUGUACCCGUCCUUUUCUUCUUUUUUUUGUGCUUCUGCUGACGUCGAUGACUUGACGCAUGUCGGGACAACGCACAACAAUUCGGAGAGAAAAGGUUAAGAUCCGUGCUGAACACAAGUGGCCAAUGAUUCUUCCCAUGCAAUACGCAAUGUUUGCACGGGUAGAAAUCUUGUAUAGACUUUUUUAAGUAUUGAUAAUAUAUACAUAUGUACAUAGAAAACUAAAGACUUACCACUCCAUCUUCCCGCGUCAGCUAUUCUAAUCCAAUCGAAUUUUAAAAGUGAUUGAACGACGUGUUUUAAUUCCAUUUUCUUCUGAUUGAUUAUGAAAUACAAACCGUCAAAAGAUA
Molecule: messenger RNA, 2874 nt
Organism: Daphnia magna
Lineage: Eukaryota; Metazoa; Arthropoda; Branchiopoda; Diplostraca; Daphniidae
Product: carbonic anhydrase 2
Exons: 11
Coding region: 759-1754 (331 amino acids)
Cellular component (GO): plasma membrane
Molecular function (GO): zinc ion binding; carbonate dehydratase activity
Source: RefSeq, a predicted model, not a curated record